Molecule: messenger RNA, 988 nt
Organism: Phyllopteryx taeniolatus (common seadragon)
Lineage: Eukaryota; Metazoa; Chordata; Actinopteri; Syngnathiformes; Syngnathidae
Gene: tesca
Product: tescalcin a
Exons: 8
Coding region: 94-696 (200 amino acids)
Molecular function (GO): calcium ion binding
Source: RefSeq, a predicted model, not a curated record
GUUCCUCCAAGCAUCCCAGCCAGUCGUGGUCACACUUUGCGGGCGAGCUGACUUGAUUUGGCCACACAAAGUCAAGAUUGUGCAGGAGCGGCCAUGGGAUCCUGGCAGGCGCGUCCCGAGCGCCAGCAGCGCUAUGAGGAGCUCGCACACAAGACCGGAUUUUCCACGGAGCAGAUAAAAAAUCUCCACAAAAGGUUCCGACAACUGAGCGGAAACGAGGAGACGAUGAGCAGAGCAAAUUUGGACAGCAUUCCAGCACUUGCCAACAAUCCCAUUAAGAAGCAAAUCAUCGAUGCCUUCUUUGACAAAAGAAACCAGCAGCAGGAGGAUGCGGCGGUCGGCUCCGUGGAGGAGAUCAGCUUGGAGCAGUUCCUGAUGGUCAUGAGUCACUUCCGGCCGCCCGAGCACAAGAGCAGCGAGGAGGAGCGCCAGGCCAUCAGGAAGCGAAAGCUGCGCUUUUUGUUCAACAUGCACGACACGGACAGUGACGGCACCAUCACGCUGGCUGAGUACAAGAAGGUGGUGGAGGAGCUGCUGUCCAAAAGCGGUGCCAUCGGGCACGAGGCGGCCAAGGCCAUCGCCGACGCGGCCAUGUUGGAAGUGGCCAGCAUCAACGUGCCGCACAUGGUAACCACACGCCUGCACCGGACGAAUUCUACGAGGGGAUUACCUUUGAGCAUUUUGAACAGAUUCUAAAAGGUCUGGAGAUGGAGUCGCGGAUGCACAUCCGCUUUUUGGACGUGGACACCACCACCAUGCGCUGCGGGAAAGCCACCGCUUGAUCACCUCAUACUCUAAAAUACAUAACAAUAAAUAAUAGUACAUUAUAAGCUCACAAUUAUUUAUUAAGUUUUAAGUUAAUUACAUUUUAUUGUGAAAAUUAACAUAUUUAAUCAUUUAUAUUUUACUCAUAUUUCAUCUUCAUAUUUUGUGGGAAAGAACAUCAUAAUGUGUAGGUCAUUACCCCCUCCCCCCCCCCCCCACACCC